AACAAAAGUAAAUAACAACAAAAAAAAAGUGCUACGGCAAUGAAAGACUCAAUGAGCAUUUUAACCCAAACGCUGCCAACAACAACUGCGAACAGCAUCGAGCCGUCGCCACUUGCGCAUCAUCAUCACCAGCUGUUGAGCCAACAUCAUCAUCAUCAUCAUCAGCAGCAGUAUCUUCAGCUUCACCAGCAGCAACAGCAUCAGCAAUCACAUUACACACAGUUGCCACAGCCGCCGGCGGUCAACAUGUCCACAUCGAACUUAAAGCCAAAUCGAUCGCGUUUCAUGAUCAACGAUAUUCUAGCGGGCAGUGCAGCUGCCGCCAGUGCUGCUGCCUUCUACAAGCAGCAGCAGCAACAUCACAACAACAACAACAACAACACUACAACGAACAACAACAACAACACUCUAAGCAACAACAACAACAACAACAGCGGAAGCAGCGAACAUUUGGACACGGAUUCAGCGGCCGCUUCAUCACCGCCGCCUUCGUUGGGUUUGGCACCGCCACCGCCGCCACAGCAUCAAUCACCGCAUAGUCACGCCCACGCCCACGCCCAUUUGCAUGGCCACGCCCACGCCCAUCAGCAUCCACAUCCGCAUCCGCAUCCAUUGGCAUCGCAUCCGCAUCAUGCACAGCAUUCGCAUCCGUCGCAUGUCGCGAAACUUUCGCACUUUGGUGGCGCCACCACGCAAAUGGGUUCAAACGGUCUCAAUGUGGCACAAUAUGCGGCGGCCAUGCAACAGCAUUAUGCCGCUGCCGCCGCUGCUGCCGCUGCACGCAACAAUGCUGCAGUCGCCGCUGCUGCUGCGGCAGCUGCUGCCGCUGGAGUCGGAGUUGGAGUCGGAGUUGGAGGUGGAAGUGAAGGUGCAACGCCAUCGGCUGCGGAGCUGGAUGAUAGCAGCGAUUAUCAUGAGGAGAACGAGGAUUGCGACAGCGAUGAGGCGGGGGGCAGCGCCGGCGGCGGCGGCAGCGGACACAUGGAUAAUCACAGCGUUUGUAGUAAUGGUGCCAAAGACGAUGAUGGCAACAGCAUCAAGAGCGGUUCAACCAGCGACAUGAGCGGUCUCAGCAAGAAGCAGCGCAAGGCGCGCACCGCUUUCACCGAUCAUCAGCUGCAGACGCUGGAGAAAUCCUUUGAGAGGCAGAAAUAUCUCAGCGUUCAGGAGCGUCAAGAGUUAGCGCAUAAGCUGGACUUGAGCGACUGCCAAGUGAAGACCUGGUAUCAAAAUCGCAGAACCAAGUGGAAGCGUCAGACUGCCGUUGGCUUGGAGCUGCUCGCCGAGGCCGGCAACUUUGCAGCGUUUCAGCGUUUGUACGGAGGCUCGCCGUACCUGGGCGCCUGGCCAUAUGCGGCAGCAGCGGGCGCUGGAGCCGCCGCUGCAGCAGCGCAUGGAGCGCCGCCGCACUCAAGCAUUGAUAUUUAUUAUCGUCAGGCGGCAGCAGCGGCUGCGAUGCAAAAGCCGCUGCCCUACAAUCUGUAUGCGGGCGUGCCCAGUGUGGGCGUUGGACCGCUGGGCGCAGCAGCCACGCCCUUCUCGCAUCUAUCCGCCUCCAGUUCGUUGUCGUCCCUCAGCAGCUACUAUCAAAGUGCAGCGGCCGCCGCAGCUGCAGCAAAUGGUGGCGCAUCAGCGGCUGGUGGCGCCGCUUCAGCACCGCCAACAUCAGCAGCAGCUGGAGGAGGAGGAGGUGCAGGAGGAGGAGGAGGAGGGGGACACAUACACAAGCCGCUGGCAUUGGCUGGCGGAUCGCCAGGACAGGCGUUGGGCUGCAGCGCCUCAGCGGGCGCAUCGCCAGCGCAUCCGCCGUCGACGCCGAGUCCGACGCUGAAUCCGGGAAGUCCGCCCGGGCGAUCGGUGGACAGUGGUUCACAGGCGCAGUCCGACGAUGAGGAUCAGCUGCAGGUUUGAGGCGUAGGAAAACGCAGCGGAAAAUUACACAGCAAAUUCAGCAGCGUAGGAAAACAUAGCGGAAAAUAGCACAGCGAAUUCAGCAACGUUGUUAAACAAAUGAAAUGAAGUGGGCAGAAAAAUUGGUGUAAGAGAGAGAGAAAUAGAGAGAGAGAGAGAGUUUAUAAGUGAGUGUAUGAGGAAGUGCGUGAGUGUGUGUGUGUGAGUGAGUAUGAGUGUAUGUGUGCGUGUGUGUGUGUGCUAGUGUUGUAUUAUAUUGUAUUUGCGUGCGUGUUGCUAUUUAUUUCGUUUUGCUUUUAGUAAUUUAUUAAAACAAAGAAAUUCAAUAAAUUUAACCACAACAACAAUUAUUAAACGCGUAAAUAGAAUAAGACAUAUAAAUACAUAUUUUUUUUUGGCCCCAGGUUAGGUUGUAGGCUAUAAAAAUACAAUUAAUUCGUAUAUAUAUUAUGCAUACAAAAAUAAUUUAUUUAAAUGUUGUAAAGAAACAAAAGAGAUGCGCAGCCAAAACAAAUAAAUUUAAACGACACUAAGAAAACAAAAAAAAAAAAAAAAACAUGUGCAUAAGUUAAGACACAUACAGAAUACACUUAACAAUUAAAUAGAUAUUGCAUUUUAAUUUUUUUUUUAUUAUUAUUUAAAGAGUUUUUUUUUUUGUAAUAUUAGUGUAAAC
Molecule: messenger RNA, 2584 nt
Organism: Drosophila nasuta
Lineage: Eukaryota; Metazoa; Arthropoda; Insecta; Diptera; Drosophilidae
Gene: B-H1
Product: homeobox protein BarH1
Exons: 3
Coding region: 40-1911 (623 amino acids)
Biological process (GO): regulation of transcription by RNA polymerase II
Molecular function (GO): RNA polymerase II transcription regulatory region sequence-specific DNA binding; DNA-binding transcription factor activity, RNA polymerase II-specific
Source: RefSeq, a predicted model, not a curated record